AUGGACUCGCGGGAACUAACACCAGAGGAGCUGGAAAAGAAGAAGAAGAAAGAUGAAAAGGCUAAAGAGAAAGAGUUGAAGAAACUUAAGGCUGCCCAAAAAGCAGAGGCAGCCAAACUUCAGGCACAGCAAGCCUCUAAUGCUCCCAAGUCAGGAAAGAAAAAGAAUGUAAAAAGAGAAGCCGAGGAUGAAAACCCUGAGGAUUACAUUGACCCAGAAACAUCUGUUGGUGAGAAGAAAAAACUAUCUUGUCAAAUGGCAAAGACGUUCAAUCCCAGUGCUGUUGAGAAAUCGUGGUAUGCAUGGUGGGAAAAGUCAAAAUUCUUUGAGGCAGACCCUAGCAGCUCAAAACCCCCUUUUGUCAUUGUUUUACCACCUCCUAACGUCACUGGGGCUCUACAUAUUGGCCAUGCCCUUACUGCUGCAAUCCAGGAUACAAUUAUUCGCUGGAGAAGAAUGUCUGGAUACAAUACAUUAUGGGUGCCUGGUACGGACCAUGCUGGAAUUGCCACACAGGUUGUUGUGGAGAAGAAGAUUAUGAGGGAAAGGAAAUUGACGAGGCAUGAUGUUGGUCGUGAAAGCUUUGUAGCUGAAGUCUGGAAAUGGAAGAAUGAGUAUGGAGGUACCAUACUAAAACAACUACGGGGUUUGGGUGCUUCUCUGGAUUGGUCUCGAGAGUGCUUUACCAUGGACGAAAAAAGAUCUAGGGCUGUGACUGAGGCAUUUCUCAGACUUUACAAGGCGGGUCUUAUAUAUAGGGAUCUCCGUCUUGUGAACUGGGAUUGUAUCUUGAGAACUGCAAUAUCUGAUAUUGAGGUGGAUUAUGUAGAAAUCAAAGAGAGAACUCCAUUACGGGUUCCUGGAUAUGCAAAACCUGUGGAGUUUGGAGUGCUGACAUCAUUUGCUUAUCCUUUGGAAGGAGGCUUGGGAGAGAUUGUUGUGGCGACUACUCGAGUGGAAACAAUGUUGGGUGAUACUGCUAUUGCUAUACAUCCAGAAGACCCAAGAUACACCCAUCUUCAUGGAAAAUUUGCAAUCCAUCCAUUCAAUGGAAGGAGACUUCCGAUAGUUUGUGAUGCAGUGCUCGUAGAUAUGAAUUUUGGGACUGGCUGUGUGAAGAUAACUCCAGCCCAUGAUCCAAAUGAUUUUGAGGUUGGAAAACGCCAUAAUCUAGAUUUUAUCAAUAUUUUCACGGAUGAUGGAAAAAUAAAUAGCAAUGGUGGUCCUGAGUUUGUAGGGAUGCCACGUUUUGAAGCUCGUGUGGCUUUGACCGAGGCUUUAAAGGAAAAGGCACUCUACAGAGGUGACAAAAAUAAUGAGAUGCGUCUUGGAAUUUGUUCAAGAACCAAUGACGUAGUGGAACCCCUCAUUAAGCCCCAGUGGUAUGUUAACUGCAAAAGCAUGGCCCAGCAAGCUCUUGAUGCUGUAAUGGAUGACACAAGUAGGAAAAUGGAGAUAGUACCAAAACAAUAUGUUGCUGAAUGGAAGAGGUGGCUUGAGAACAUUCGUGAUUGGUGCGUCUCAAGGCAGCUUUGGUGGGGUCAUCGUAUUCCUGCAUGGUAUGCAAAAUUGGAGGAUGAUGAACUGACGGAACUAGGUGCAUACAAUGAUCAUUGGGUGGUUGCUAGAAACGAGGAAGAGGCUCAGAAGGAAGCUAGCAGAAUCUUUGCUGGGAAGAAGUUUGAACUUUCACAAGAUCCUGAUGUUCUGGACACCUGGUUUUCUGCUGGUCUGUUUCCAUUAUCUGUGUUGGGGUGGCCAGAUGAUACGGAUGAUCUUAAAGCAUUUUAUCCUACAUCUGUUCUUGAAACUGGGCAUGAUAUUCUGUUCUUUUGGGUUGCUCGUAUGGUGAUGUUGGGAAUGAAGCUUGGCGGUGAUGUUCCUUUCAGAAAGGUGUAUUUGCACCCGAUGAUUCGUGAUGCACAUGGACGCAAGAUGUCCAAGUCAUUGGGAAAUGUUAUUGACCCUCUUGAAGUGAUUAAUGGAAUAACCCUGCAAGGUCUUCACAAAAGGCUGGAGGAGGGUAAUUUGGAUCCGAAUGAAUUGAAAACUGCAAAAGAGGGGCAGGUGAAGGACUUUCCUAAUGGAAUACCUGAAUGUGGUGCAGAUGCUCUACGUUUUGCCCUUGUUUCCUACACAGCUCAGUCGGAUAAAAUAAAUCUGGACAUUCAAAGGGUGGUUGGCUAUCGUCAAUGGUGUAACAAGCUGUGGAAUGCUAUAAGGUUUGCCAUGAGUAAACUUGGAGAUGAUUACACGCCUCCAACAAAGAUAGUUCCCGAUGUCAUGCCAUUUGGGUGCAAGUGGAUACUCUCUGUUUUGAACAAAGCCAUAUCAAAAACAGUGUUAUCUUUAGAAUCUUACGAGUUCUCUGAUGCAACAACAGCAGUAUACUCAUGGUGGCAGUUUCAAUUGUGUGAUGUGUUCAUUGAAGUUAUCAAGCCCUAUUUUGCCAGCAAUGAUUCAGAAUCUGCGAGAAGACAUGCACAAGAUACUUUGUGGGUGUGUUUGGAUAAUGGCUUACGGUUACUUCAUCCUUUUAUGCCAUUCGUCACAGAAGAACUGUGGCAGCGUCUUCCUUCUAGAAAAGAUUCUAUGAGGAAAGAAUCAAUUGUGAUAUGUGAAUAUCCAUCACCUGUAGAGUGCUGGACAAAUGACAACGUGGAGUUGGAGAUGGAUAUGGUUGAAUCAGUGGUUAAAUCGCUCAGGUCUCUUCGGUCAACUCUAGCACCAAAGGAGAGACAUGAAAGGCGAGCAGCAUAUGUGCGUUGCCGUCUAAAUGAUGCAUACAAUAUCAUUAAAAGCCAUGAACUGGAGAUCACUACACUAGCAACAUCAUCAUCCCUGGAGGUUUUAAGCGAGAGUGAUGAUGCUCCAGUGGGUUGUAAGGUAGAUGUGGUUAAUGAAACUCUCUCGGUAUUCCUCAAGCUACAAGGAAACAUUAACGUAGAAGCUGAACGCCAGAAGCUCAAGAAAAAGAUGGAGGAGAUAGAAAAGCAACGUGAUAGCUUGUUGAAAAUAACAAGUGCAUCUGGCUAUCAAGAAAAAGUUCCAGCUCAUAUCCGCGAAGAUAACGAGGCGAAACUUACAUCUCUCUUUCAAGAGCUCUUGUCGUUUGAGGAAGCUAGCGAGCAAUUGGAACGUGCAUCAGGAAAAUAA
Messenger RNA from Fraxinus pennsylvanica, 3156 nucleotides. The record is from the annotation of a GenBank genome assembly. Lineage: Eukaryota; Viridiplantae; Streptophyta; Magnoliopsida; Lamiales; Oleaceae.